This is a messenger RNA of Penicillium mononematosum, 1098 nucleotides long. RefSeq lists its product as uncharacterized. Bases 1 to 1098 code for a protein of 365 amino acids. The transcript has 3 exons. Lineage: Eukaryota; Fungi; Ascomycota; Eurotiomycetes; Eurotiales; Aspergillaceae. The record is from RefSeq and is a predicted model, not a curated record.
AUGGUGACCAAGGCAGCGGCUGUGUCACAUUCAUUAUCAUCAUCAUGGACGUCCAUUAGCAAGUGGAUCGCGAACAUAAGCAUAAAUCAAGCCCCGGUCCAGAGUGCCCGCCUCCGACAACCGAGCACAGCACGGCCAUACCACGCGGCAGUGUGGCCCUCCUACGGCAUCACCACUCCCGUCCCCGACCAGCCCUUCGUUCCCCCCCAAGUCGCCCUUUCGAUUCGAGACUGGCUACGCUCUGAUAAGAGAUUAUCCGUCAAGGGCGAGCUAGUCCGCGGCCUGAACAACGGAGAUGAUGCCAUCAUUGUCGCGGAGAACUUCAUAGGCGUCGACGAUGGCGUAGGCGCCUGGGCUACGAAACCUCGUGGUCAUGCUGCACUCUGGUCUAGACUCCUAUUACACUUCUGGGCCCUCGAGGUCGAAAAGAAUGUCGACCACCACACGCCUACCCUCGACCCGGUCGGAUACCUGCAGUAUGCAUACGAGGAGACAUUGCGGGCAACCACAUCUCCUACCGAGUGGCUCGGCACAACAACUUCGGCCACUGCCAUACUGCACUGUACCAAGGAACAAGAUGGGACACAGAAGCCACUGCUGUACGUUACAAACCUGGGCGACUGUAAGAUCCUCGUGAUUCGGCCAAGCGAGAAGAAAGUACUUUUCCGCACUGCCGAGCAGUGGCAUUGGUUCGAUUGUCCCAUGCAGCUUGGCACCAACAGUAUGGACACACCUCGGAAAGAUGCAGUCUUAUCCAAAAUUGCGGUGCAGGAAGACGACGUCGUGCUGGCGCUGUCGGAUGGCGUUAUGGAUAACCUUUGGGAACAUGAGGUUCUAAAAGUCGUUAUUGACAGUAUUGAUAAAUGGGAGGAAGGGCGCGCGGCAACAAAGAAUGCUGCGCAGCAUCCUCAUCUGUCUGAUGACCGCAAUGUCUAUGUCGCUCGGGAACUGCUUAAUGCUGCUCUGACGAUUGCCCAGGAUCCCUUUGCAGAGAGUCCCUUCAUGGAGAAGGCAGUGGAAGAGGGUCUGGCUAUUGAAGGAGGCAAAAUGGACGAUAUCUCCGUCGUGAUCGCAUCCUGCAAAAAAAGUGAUGGGUGA